AUGUUUAAAAAAUCAGAAGAAAAUAAAAAGAAAUUAGAAAGACAAUCAUCAACAACAACAAUCCAUAAUCAAGAUACUUCUCUUAACGGAAUUGGACCUUAUGAAUUUGUUCAGACUUUAGGAAGUGGUAAAUUCAGUAAAGUCAUGUUAGCCCAGCAUAUAGAAACAAAUCAACCGGUGGCAAUCAAAGUCAUUGAUAAGCAAGCGCAUGAUUAUCGUGUUAUGUCAAGGCUUGUAAGAGAGAUAGCCAUUAUGGAACUAUUACAACAUGAAUCUAUUGUAAAAUUAUAUGAAACAUACGAAAGCUGCGACUCUCUCUUUUUGGUGAUGGAAUACGUACCUGGUUGGAACCUGGAUGACUACUUGCAACGAACAGAUGAAGGUGUCCUUGAUGAAGAUGAAGCACGUCAGCUAUUUAGACAACUCGUCUCUGCUGUUGACUUUUGCCACAGAAAAUGGGUUGUACAUCGUGAUCUGAAGACACCUAAUAUACUCGUCACACCUGAUGGAAAGAUCAAGUUGGCAGAUUUUGGAUUAGGCAAUCGAUAUGGCUUACAAAGGCUAAGAACUAUCUGUGGUUCCAUGUUGUAUUAUAGUCCUGAAAUCAUCACGGGCCAAAAAUAUUAUGGCCCUGAAGUAGACUGUUGGUGUCUUGGUAUCACCUUAUUUCGCAUGACGGCUGGCUUUGAACCUUUUUCACAUGCACGCACUGUUGGUGAACUCAAAAAAGAUGUCUGUCAAUGCAAUUUCCCUAUGCCUAGCUCAUUAAGCCCAGCACUACAGGCAACCAUCAAGAAAUGCUUACAAGUCGAUAGGAGAAAAAGAAUGACCUUGCGUCAAGCACUCAAGGAUGAUCCUUGGCUAACCAAUUUUGGUCAAUUACCUUGUCCUGUAUCAAAGACAACAGCAUUUGAAGAUGUCAUGGAUGAUGAUGAUAUGACAAGAAAACAGUUUAUCAAAGAUCUCGAAACAGAUAAUGCAUACCACAAAGUCAAGAAAACCGUCAUUUACCAUCCAAUCAAUCCAUCCACUUAUUAUACAACCAAGGCUCAUCAGAAUACUAUCAACAGCACCAACGUGGUCCAUGUACAAAAUGUAGAACUACUAAGAUCAGAAUUACUCCAAACUAUACGUUCUCGUGCCCGUAAACUAGGCAUCAAAUCAACUGAAAAAUGGGAAACUCCUGGAUUGAAAGCCAUUCUGUCAUCACUUAGCACAUCAACCUCAACAACAACCACAAAAAAGAGCUCCAUCAAACAGGUCGUCCAACGUAUGACGAGAGAUCAAGUUUAUCAUUUUCACUAUAUGCAUCCACUCUUUUCUCAUCCUUCAGCUACUCGGCCUCCCUCCCUUUCGUCUACUUCCACCUCGGGUGCCUCCUCGAUUACAAGUAGCAUAGACAUGGCCGACAGUGCACUAGCCACUAUGGACUACCAAAAAUCCCCUCACCACCUGAAAGAAGUCAUGGUACUCCUGAAACAGACUUGCCAAUUGAUGGGUAUCACCUACCUCCAGACCUCAUCCACUUCAUUAUCAUGCAUCCUCACAUUGCGUAAUGCUCCAAAGCCAAGUGAUUCCAAUGCUUCUUCAGCAACCCUCAUAACCCCACCUCAAAAAAGAAAUCAUAAACAAAGUCAAACAAGUAGUUUAGGAGUAGGUGAUGAAUCCUCAACUUCGGCUCGUAAACGGCUCUCCUUGCCUCUCCUUUCUCACUUGACAUCUUCCAUGACAACUUCCUUUUUCAGUAGAAAUAAAGCACGACAGUCUAAUGAGGAACAACAACAGCAACAACAGCAACAAGAUAAAGCAAAACAAAAGGAGGGCAUGGCCAUGUUUACUAUACAAAUAGAGCAACAUAAAAAAAAACUAGACAAGAUCAAACUGAGAUUUUCAAGGACUCAAGGCUCAAACACUGUCUUCAAAAUGGCUGGUGGCUGGGUUGCAGGUGUAAUGUCUCUAGAUGGAAAGUUGAGCUAAAAGUUAGAAAAAUAAAUAUAAAAAUGUAUUAUUCGCUUUAUACUCUUCACUCUUCUCGAGGACUUUUUCAUUGUUAUUCUCUGAUUGUAAAUAAAAGGUCGGCUUUGACCCAGAUAUUGUUCGUCUCAAUAGUUUUGUCAACAAAUCCAGUCUUCCCUUUAGUCUGCUUGCACUUUUGUAGAAGUAGCUCGUUUUCUCUUUCAUACUUAGUAAAAGAGCUGUCUCCAUUUGGAGAAGGAAAUGUGAUAAGCAACGAGGUGGCGGUACAUGUUUUUGCUUUUGAUGUAGCAUAUGAACACAGGAUUAUUACUUGAAUUAAUCAUAAACAUGUCGCGUUAUAUAUGAACGU
Molecule: messenger RNA, 2326 nt
Organism: Rhizopus microsporus ATCC 52813
Lineage: Eukaryota; Fungi; Mucoromycota; Mucoromycetes; Mucorales; Rhizopodaceae
Product: kinase-like protein
Exons: 3
Coding region: 1-1977 (658 amino acids)
Biological process (GO): protein phosphorylation; intracellular signal transduction
Cellular component (GO): cytoplasm
Molecular function (GO): protein serine/threonine kinase activity; ATP binding
Source: RefSeq, a predicted model, not a curated record